GUGGGAGAGUAAUGGUCUAACACGGAUGUGAAAUAUCCUGCUUUUAGCUUGAGAAGACCUAUGGUAUAGAUGUAAGAGGUGGAAAUAAACUCUCUACUCCUUGAUGCUCUGUAGGCAAAGGAAAUGGAGAUAAGAAACAGCACAGUGGUGACAGAAUUCGUCCUUCUUGGUCUUAUCCAGUCUCGAGAUAUUCAGCUCCUGGUCUUUGUGCUGAUCUUAAUUUUCUACCUCAUCAUCCUUCCUGGGAAUUUCCUCAUCAUCCUCACCAUCAGAUCAGACCCUGGUCUCUCAGCCCCCCUCUACUUCUUCCUGGGCAACCUGGCCUUCCUGGAUGCAUCCUACUCCUUCAUUGUGGCUCCCAGAAUGCUGGCAGACUUCCUCUCUGAGAAGAAGGUGAUCUCCUACAGAGGCUGCAUCACUCAGCUCUUCUUCUUGCACUUUCUUGGAGGAGGGGAGGGGUUACUACUUGUAGUGAUGGCAUUUGACCGGUAUAUCGCCAUAUGUCGGCCUUUACACUAUUCAACCGUCAUGAGCCCUAGAACCUGCUAUGCAUUAUUGUUGACUUUGUGGUUUGGGGGCUUUGUCCACUCCAUUAUCCAGGUAGCUCUCAUCCUCCGCUUGCCCUUCUGUGGCCCAAACCAGCUGGAUAACUUCUUCUGUGAUGUCCCACAGGUCAUCAAGCUGGCCUGCACAAAUACCUUUGUGGUGGAGCUGCUUAUGGUCUUCAACAGUGGCUUACUCACCCUCUUGUGUUUCCUAGGCCUUCUGGUCUCCUAUGCGGUCAUCCUCUGGCAUGUAUAUAGGUCCUCUUCUGAAGGAAAGAACAAGGCUCUGUCCACAUGCACAACUCACAUAAUUAUUAUAUUUCUCAUGUUUGGACCUGCCAUCUUCAUCUACACUUGCCCCUUCAGGGCCUUAUCAGCUGAUAAGGUGGUUUCCUUCUUUCACACAGUGAUCUUUCCUUUGAUGAAUCCUGUGAUUUAUACCCUUCGCAACCAGGAAGUGAAAUCUUCCAUGAGGAAGCUAUUGAGCAGACAUGCAUUCUGUUAA
Molecule: messenger RNA, 1050 nt
Organism: Trichechus manatus latirostris (Florida manatee)
Lineage: Eukaryota; Metazoa; Chordata; Mammalia; Sirenia; Trichechidae
Product: olfactory receptor 4N4
Exons: 1
Coding region: 124-1050 (308 amino acids)
Biological process (GO): G protein-coupled receptor signaling pathway
Cellular component (GO): plasma membrane
Molecular function (GO): G protein-coupled receptor activity; olfactory receptor activity
Source: RefSeq, a predicted model, not a curated record